AUGAGUGGUGAACCAAAGAGCGUCUGGGAGGUCUGGACACGACGUGGAAUUAGCGCCGCUAGUGUUGCUACUUCCUUUGGCUUCUAUACAGCACGAAAAGGAACGCAAAUCGGGUUUGGAAUUGCACGUGGAGUCACAUCCACCGUCCUCACUGUUGGAUCAUCACUCUUGUCUCCUUUGACGCCAGCGCCUCUUGGUGCCGGCAUCGUCCUGGCCUCUGCAGUAACCUCGUCGCUGAACCUCAUAGAGCAGGCAGCGCUUCUACCUCUAGAUAUUGGACAAGCAAUCACCUCCACUUCCCUCACCAUUGCUUCAUCGUCCGUCGACGUCCUCACCUCGAUGCUCGGCAGCCACGAGGCGUCCUUCUCAUUAGCAGAGUUUGUCACGCUUGUCAAGAGAGAGUGGAACGACCCUGUUCUCAAAGAAAGGCUUCCUGCUGAUAAGGACAAGUAUGGUGUUAUACAAAUAGGAAAAGCACUCAUUGCAUGGGCGGCAUUGCAAUGUGCCACGAGGGGUUGGCACGAGAGUCGAUGGCGAGACAAUAUGCGAGAGAUUGGCAAUGAGGAAUGGACCGAAGUCACACCACCACCUGUUCCACCCAAGGACAUGAACGAGGACGAGCGAAGAGGUUUCUACAACUCGUUUUCCUAUCGAAGUCGCACUGCAAGUAUCUUAGCGCGAGGGUCUAGGAUCUGUGUACACGAAGACCUGAUGCUUCCCGAGCAAAGAGGGCAGGUCAUCAGUGCAGAAAUCGGAGAGAAGUGGGACAUUGGGGCUUACGCUCAGAGCGAAGCUAUCGAUGAACCUUCGAUACAAGCUCCUAAAUUGGGAGAUAUUCGCCUGAAUCUCAGACGACUAUCCAAACUUGUUCUUGGUUCAUACGGAGGCACUUCCCUACUCUUCUUCGGCAUUCCGUAUCCUGGAGGAGAAGCGGCGCCAAAGGAUCCUGUGAUUCCACCUGUUGCAACGACCACUGGCGCGCAGAUUGCCGAAGAAGCACUGGCUAUGGAAGAAACCGUCCUCGUCCAACUUGUCAAUGACGCAGAGGCAGAAGAGGUUUCUCAACGCCCAUCAACGCUACAUCAUACGAGAAGUCUCGCAGCCUCUGUGUCUCGGCAUCCAGCAUGGGGCAGUUCUCACGUUAGAUCCUCAACUCUCGACCUUAACCGCGGAGUGCCAAAUGGAGAGCCAUAUCCAAAUAGUACUGGAGUGCGCGGCGCGGGUGUCCCCUUUCCCGCUGUAUCGACCCCUGAUCUCAAUUCUUUUGAGUCCUCCGUGCGCACUUCGUCGACCGCUUCAUCUCCCACCAGAAGCGAAUCUCAUAGAGAAGGAGCGCAAACUACAAAUGUACCGUCAUGGUGGGAACUCCUUACCGGUCAACGGGAUAGAGAGAUUUUCGAAGGCUUUGCUGCUGCUGCCAUUGCUGCAGAGGAGAUCAAGGAAGGCGCCAGGGAAGCCAAAAAGGAGCUUGAUAGAGAUAUGAAAAUGAAUGCGACAAUCGGGGCUAUUGAGAAGAUGCCCCGCUUUUGGGUGCUCACUGAUCAUGCGCGAAGACAAGUUGUCCUAGUUCUGCGUGGAACGAUGAGUCUUAACGAACUUGCCGUGGAUCUUACCUGUGAGCCCGUUGAUUUCACACCACGGACUGCGAAGCGCAUUCGGGUGGCGAGCACGGCCUCCAUGAGAUCGCCAUUCACGGUGCACGGGGGCAUGCUCAGGAUGGCUCAAGUGAUGGGGGCCCACGGCAAGCCAGUUCAUACCGCCAUCAAGAAGGCUCUAAGGGCGAAUCGGGGCUAUGAACUUGUUAUGAGUGGGCAUAGUCUCGGUGCUGGGGUUGCCGGAUUGCUUGCUUUGAUGUGGGCUGACCCAACGACGUGCAUGACGAUACCAGCAAGUGGACUACCUGUUGGUCGCAAAGUAUCCGCGUACUGCAUCGCACCUCCGUGCUUCACCUCCGCGGAACUUUCUCGACUCGCAGCGCCAAUGAUCACUUCGUUUGUUUACUCGCACGACGUCGUCUCGCGCCUAUCUCUUGGCUCCAUCAGAGACCUCAGCCGUGCCUGCUGGUGGCUAAGUGACGGAAAAGACGAAGAAAGCUGCUCAAAUAUUAUCAAAAGAAGCUGGGGCUUGGAAGUUAGCACUGGACUCGGAUGGUGGGGCAAAGGGGGAAAGAAGCAGCGAAAGAGGGAGGAAGAGAAAGACUUUUUACUGUCAUUACGCAAGACAUUAGAAGCGAAUAUGCACAUGGCGGAUCUAUACCCAGCUGGAAAUGUGUUUUGGGCGAUUCACGAGAACGAUAUUGAUGCAACUGCCUUGCCAUCGUCUGCGGCCAAUGCCACCGUUGCACAGACAAAGCUGCGACUUUUCAAAGUUGACAAGGUGGAAAUGGUGUUUGACCAGGUCGUCUUCGCGAGGGAUAUGCUGACUUCUCAUAUGCCACAUAACUACGACCGAAUGCUGCACGAGUUCCUGUAA
Serendipita indica DSM 11827 is the source of this 2472-nucleotide messenger RNA. The record is from the annotation of a GenBank genome assembly. NCBI's taxonomy places the organism in Eukaryota, Fungi, Basidiomycota, Agaricomycetes, Sebacinales, Serendipitaceae.